AUGCACUGCUACGGGGAGAGGUACAACCACCUGUACCUGCCGGGGCCUGGCUACGUCGCCGAGAGCAUCCGCCAGUGCCCGGCGCGGGUGGACGGCUGCAGCAACACCUGCCACCCUCUGAGCAUCAUCAAGAGCCCCCUGCCCCGCUGGCAGAGCUUCCCCCAGCCCCUCACCUACGUGUGCCCGCAGCCUGGCGCCAGCCAGGCCUCGCUGCUGCCCUGCCAGCCCUUGGUGCAGAAGUGCGUGGUGCUGUACCCCGAGCCCCGCGAGGCCGCCCGGCUGCUGCCCCGCGCCGACCCCGAGCCGGUGCCCGCUCAGAGCUGCUGCCAGCCCUGUAAGACCACCCAACCCGAGAAGAGGAGGGUGGCCAAAAGCCUCCCCCCGUGCGCCCCGAGGUGCCCGGAGCCCGGCAGGCUCAGGUUGCCGCCGUGUGGCAUCAGGUACGCGGCGUCCUGCAAGGACGAGGGCAGGUCCCUUCGCCUCGCCAAGGGCUCGUCGCGCUGGUACGGCCCCGACCUGCGGCUGCAAGGGCUCACCGGCGGCUACUCCCUGCCCCUCCGGGGGGUCACCGAGUGCCCCCCGCAGCCCUGCCUCCAGGAGUACGCCCAGCACAAGUGCACCAAGGGCUACCCCACGCAGGAGUGUGUGCCGCCCCCUCCGUGCCCGGCGGAGCAGCGCCUCGCCAAGAGCCCCCCCGAGCCGCCGCGGGCGCCCAAGUGCCCGCCGGGGAAAGGGCUCAAGGAGCAGAAAGCGGCCACCAAAAGCUCGCUGCUGCCGCCGCCGCAAGAGGGAGCGAAGACCAAGAGCUCCUCCGCGCAGCACCUGAGCAAGUCGCGGUGCCUGUACCCGCGGGUCGCCUCCCAUCGCCACCACCACCACCACCACCAUCAAGCCAAGCGCUCCAGCCACCCCAAGAAGAGCCGCUGCGCUUCCAAGUGGCUCUGGUGA
Molecule: messenger RNA, 948 nt
Organism: Empidonax traillii (willow flycatcher)
Lineage: Eukaryota; Metazoa; Chordata; Aves; Passeriformes; Tyrannidae
Exons: 1
Coding region: 1-948 (315 amino acids)
Source: RefSeq, a predicted model, not a curated record